UCUCUCUCUCUCUUAAUGAUAAUAUCACAUCAUCACCAUUAUCGUCAAUCAUCUGAGUAAUAGGAAAUUUCUUUACUCUCUUUUUCUCUGUUUUCAUUUCCUCCUCAAAUCAAUCAAACAAAGAAGAAAUCUUUCUUCCUUUCUUUCUUUCUUUUUUUGAGAUAAUCAUAAUCAAAAUCAUAAUCAUCGGAUCGGAUCGAAUCGAAUCGGAGAGGAUGUCGUGCUCGUCAUCGUCGUCGGGAUCGGAGGAGGACGAGGAAGGAAUCGACUCGUACAGAAAAGGAGGUUACCACGCCGUCAGAGUCGGAGAUCAGUUUAAUGGCGGUCGCUACGUCGCUCAGCGCAAGCUCGGUUGGGGCCAGUUCUCCACCGUCUGGCUCGCCUACGAUACUUCCUCCUUUAGGUAUGUUGCUCUUAAGAUCCAGAAAAGCGCGGCGCAAUUUGCUCAAGCUGCCCUUCAUGAGAUCGAAGUCCUUUCCGCCAUUGCCAAGGGCGACCCUUCAAACUCCAAGUGUGUUGUGCGACUCAUCGACCAUUUUAAGCACACGGGGCCAAAUGGCCAGCACCUUUGCAUGGUCCUCGAGUUCCUCGGUGAUAGUUUACUCCGACUGAUCAAAUACAACCGUUACAAAGGCAUGACAUUGAAUAAAGUCAGAGAGAUCUGCAAAUGCAUAUUGCUUGGCCUGGAUUACCUGCAUAGAGAACUUGGUAUAAUUCACACUGACUUGAAACUGGAAAACAUUCUUCUCUUUUCCACUAUUGAUCCCACCAAAGACCCAAUUCGGUCUGGCCUCACCCCGAUUCUUGAAAAGCCCGAGGGAAACCCAAAUGGUGGAGUUACCAUGAAUUUUAUUGAGAAAAAGUUGAAAAGGAGGGCAAGGAGGGCAGUCGCUAAGAUAUCCGAAAGAAGAGCUUCUAUGGGAGGACAAGCUCCAAAAUCUGAGAGAAACCUUGAUGGGAUUGAUCUAAGGUGCAAGGUUGUGGACUUCGGAAAUGCGUGUUGGGCUGACAAGAGGUUUGCAUUAGAGAUUCAGACGAGGCAGUACAGGGCUCCCGAAGUUAUACUGCAGUCCGGGUACUCCUACUCUGUUGAUAUGUGGUCCUUUGCUUGCAUCGCGUUUGAACUUGCUACUGGUGAUAUGAUGUUUACUCCAAAGACUGGACAAGGCUUUAGUGAGGACGAGGAUCAUCUUGCUUUGAUGAUGGAACUCCUCGGAAAGAUUCCUCGAAAGGUGGCUGUUGGAGGAGCUCGCUCGAAGGAUUUCUUUGACAGGUAUGGAGAUCUAAAGAGAAUUCGGAGGCUAAAGUAUUGGUCACUGGAUAAAUUGUUGAUUGACAAGUACAAGUUUUCUGAGGAAGAUGCGCGUGGGUUUGCAGAGUUUCUUUGUCCUCUUCUCGAUUUUGCACCAGAGAAGAGGCCGACUGCCCAGCAGUGCCUGCAACACCCGUGGCUUAAUCUCAGCAGCUCGACACCAAGUGCGACGAAGAAUGAAUCUAAUGUGGAAAAGCUGAAUAUCGGGAUGAGCAACCUUCGGGUUACAGUGGGCAAGUGAAGAAACAAGAUUUACUGAUUUUGAUUACAUAUAUGACUAUAUUGAUUGUGAUUUAUUUUGUUUGUUACACUCCUAAUAAGAUUUAUUUUUUGAUUAACUAUAUACAUAUAUAAGAUGUAAAUUAGUGAUGAUGAUUCUUGUGAGAAAUGAUAUUAGCAAAGAAAUUUGACUUUAAUUGGAGGCACCCUCCUUACAAGCUAG
This is a messenger RNA of Morus notabilis, 1754 nucleotides long. Its product is annotated as SRSF protein kinase 1. Gene Ontology annotation, biological process: spliceosomal complex assembly; protein phosphorylation; regulation of mRNA processing. The transcript has 4 exons. Gene Ontology annotation, molecular function: ATP binding; protein kinase activity. Bases 216 to 1553 code for a protein of 445 amino acids. The record is from RefSeq and is a predicted model, not a curated record. NCBI's taxonomy places the organism in Eukaryota, Viridiplantae, Streptophyta, Magnoliopsida, Rosales, Moraceae.